Molecule: messenger RNA, 150 nt
Organism: Peronospora matthiolae
Lineage: Eukaryota; Oomycota; Peronosporomycetes; Peronosporales; Peronosporaceae
Source: the annotation of a GenBank genome assembly
AUGGCGGCAAUGAUGCAGGCGGCUGAGGCAACGGAUCAGCACGCUAGUGCAGCUGCUGUAUCACUCGCAUCCGUAGAUCGUCGAGCCGCGCUGGUGUGCGCCGUGCUUGCUGCGGAGGCUGCUUAUCGUGCAAGUUCUCAAGCUCCAUAG